UCGCUCGCUGGACUUCGCGUCGGUGACAUCGUGGCGAUAUGCGCGUUGGGGUGCACGCGUUCGCAUCCAGUGGUACGAUCUCGUGAUUGUCCGCCGCGAUCGUCACUCUUAGUCGCUCUUCUCCCUUCCUCCUCUCCUUCCUCUCCCGAGAGAGUCGACAGGAUACUUAUACUUCCCGUUGCACGUACACAUCGUCGCUUCAGGCUCGAUGGACGCACCGCGAUGGAGAUAGGUGACCGAUCAGCAUAGUAGACGACCCCAGGUCGUCCCGAUUAAUUGGCACAUUCGCAAUCGUCCUCGAGUAAGAGAAACCAUCCGCGAUGGCCACGACGGCGUCAACGGAGAAGAUGGACAUGGACAAGGACAAAGACUUGCCGAAGAAGAAGCUCAUCAAUACGAAUCUGAUAUCGCUCAAGUGUCUUCUGUUCGUCUUUUUCGGAGGUAUGGGCUGUCUCUUUCCAUUUCUUCCGUUGCACAUGACAAGGGUGGGCCUGAGCAUUGAGAACAUCAGAUUUGUAUCGAUGGUCUCGCCGGCGAUCGCGAUAUUGGGCCCAUUAAUAGCGGCUCCGAUCGCCGACAAGCUCGCCAGUCGUCAGAGCAACAAUGACAAAUCAUCGACCGGACGCUACCUCCGCGUGAUGAUCGCCGUCGCUUGCGUUUUCUCGGCGUUCUUCUACACGCUGCUGCUGCUGGUCCCUAUAGUGGACCGCGCGCUACCGACUGGGAAAGGUCCGGGUCUCAAGUUCAAUUGCGAUCGGCGCGGAGCGAUGGUGAGAUGAGAAAUGAAAAAGAAAUUAAAAGAUAAAAAGUAUCUUAGUUGUCAUCGUUGGACUGAUGAUGACAGCGGUGUGGGUGCUAUGUUGCUGGAAAACUGCAACUAUGCCUGCUACCCGACUGGCUGGCGACGCUGGCACUCGGAACUGGCAGGCACGACGACGUUCCGGAGCAAUGUUGAACCCGAGGCCGAUUUCGACGGCAGCGGCGAGACGACUGUCGCGCCAUUGAUCAAUGAAUUUCCGCAGGAAAGUCGCGAUGAGACGAAAAAAGCUCGUCGUUACGUCAUGGCCGAGAAUGAGCCACCACAUCUGUGCUACAAGGACGAGAACGAUAACGUCGUCUGUCACGUUUAUACGGAAUAUUCCGGCAUGCUACCGGUAAACGGUAGCCUCGGACAAGCGUUGAAUCCCGAGAACGAAGAGGAAUGGUGCGCGUAUCCUGUGGCCGAGUACUUUGCCUGUCGCAUACCGUCCGAGUUGGAAAUCAGGAUGGCCGAAUUCAAUCAGAGUUGUUCCAUAGAAUGCGACCUAGUCGACCCGUAUACUCUCCCGGGCGGCGUGCUAGUAAAAAGCCAAUGCCAACGUACCGGAGAUUGGACGGAGGCAGCAUUUUGGAUGUAUCUAUUCGUGCGCUCGAUCGCAGAUAUCUUUCCGACGACCGCUGUUGCCUUGAUCGACGCGGCAGUAGUGAUCGCGACCAGGGAGACGUCAUGCGGUCGCGGCGACGUAGGACGUCAAUUGGCCUUCGGCUCCCUCGGUUUCGCUCUCCUAGGACCAUUGACUGGUUAUUUAAACACUCUAAUGAGCAAACUCGCGCCAGCUUUCUGGCUGCCGUUUGUCUUGCAUGCCGUAUUGAUGCUUCUCUCGGCUGUUGUCGCCUUGUCGGCGAACGGCAUGCCACUUAGUCCACCAGAAUGGUGGUGGCACACGAGAAGCGGCAUGUUGGCAUUGCCGAUGAGCGCUGUCAAGAGAUACGGUAGCGAGACUGCUGCCCUGGUAUUUGUCCUCAUAGUCAUGGGGACCUUCUGGAGCGUAAUGGACAGUUAUCUACCUUUGCAUCUGCAAAGAUUAGGAGGCGAUGAACUUUCCAUUGGCGUCGCUAUGACCGUCGGAGCGAUACCCGCGUUUCUGUUCCUCUGGAAAUCUGAGCACCUCGUAGAUUAUUGUGGACACAGUAAUCUUCUUAUCACUGCCUUCACGGUGUACAUAAUCAGGUUCACCGGACUGAGUCUCAUAUCUGACCCUUGGUGGUCUCUAAUCUCAGAGGCUUUAGAAGUAUUCACCCUAGGAAUAAUGUGGAUUACUGCCAUUCUCUACCUAAGACACUUGGUACCGCGUCAUUUGACUGUGACUGCCCAAGCGCUACCUGUGAUAGCUCACUUUUGCGUCGGCCGGUGCCUCGGGGCCGUCAUCGGUGCUUAUAUCAAUUUCGGCGACGACAUUGUACAAUCGCUGAGAUUUGUGUAUCGUUGUAUGGCAGUAGCGGCAGCUAUCGUCGCCUGUCUAUAUUUUGUAUUGUAUCACGGUCUACUAAAGCCAAGAUGUCACGCACACACUAUCCAAGGUCCCCGUCAACCCCCCACGAUCGUGCAAGCUGCCAUAAGAGACUACGAAUUGACAAUGAAUGGAAACGGAAAUUACACACCGCUGAGAGUGUACCACAAUGGAAUGGGCAGAAAAGGUCAAUUUCGAUAUUGAGAAGUUACGAACGAAUGAAGAGCUCUAGGAAACAACACUACAACAAUGAUUCCACAAUGCAACGUAUAAAUGUCAUCAGCGACGAAGUGUCGAUGUGCUCUCUUCGUUGCAUCGCAUUUAUCAUUAAUUUAUUAAUUUAAGCUGACUCGACAUUACCAAUGCUGUUUUUAACGUUAUUAUUUAUAUAAAUCAUUAUCACAAGGACCACUACUUGCUCAAGUACGUUCUAUGAGCUAUAUCAUCAGUUUCUAUAUAUUUGUAAUCAUAAGUGUAAGUACGAAUGACAGCGAGUAACAUAACGCGAAUCUUUCGCAUAUUGGUAGAAAUAGACAGAUAGAAAAAUCUUUUUUAUGUACAAAAUGUCCACGAAAAGCUAUGCUAUCUGAUGCUUCUUCAAUUUUCUAUUAAAUACAUUUUUUUAUACAAUCAUUAUGUUCACAAAAUUCUUGAAGAGUAUAUACAAUUAAAAAA
Pogonomyrmex barbatus (red harvester ant) is the source of this 2945-nucleotide messenger RNA. RefSeq lists its product as uncharacterized. Gene Ontology annotation, cellular component: membrane. NCBI's taxonomy places the organism in Eukaryota, Metazoa, Arthropoda, Insecta, Hymenoptera, Formicidae. The record is from RefSeq and is a predicted model, not a curated record.